UGCGCAUGCGUGUGAAUUCAAGAACAUGAGAGAUGCAAAGUCCAAGAAAAAGGCCAAUAUGAUGGAGAGAAUUGAGGAAGGCAUUCAACAAUCCGAUCGCAUUGUAUUAAAAGAUGUCAAAGAGAACAUUAGUGAAAACAGUGUUAUUCGAAAAGGGAUAGUUGGAGACUGGAAAAGUCUGUUUACGCCCGAGCAGACUGACAGAUUCAACACGCUUUACAGACAGAGAGCACUACCAUCUCAUCCGUUAGAAUUUAAAGAAUAUUUGGAGACCUAAUCAACCUACUGAAAAUACUCUCAUUGUUAUUUAUUUUUUA
Mizuhopecten yessoensis (Yesso scallop) is the source of this 317-nucleotide messenger RNA. Its product is annotated as sulfotransferase 1C2-like. The record is from RefSeq and is a predicted model, not a curated record. Lineage: Eukaryota; Metazoa; Mollusca; Bivalvia; Pectinida; Pectinidae. The coding region runs from base 26 to 277 and encodes 83 amino acids. Gene Ontology annotation, molecular function: sulfotransferase activity. The transcript is spliced from 2 exons.